Messenger RNA from Mollisia scopiformis, 783 nucleotides. Its product is annotated as 6-phosphogluconolactonase. The transcript has a single exon. Lineage: Eukaryota; Fungi; Ascomycota; Leotiomycetes; Helotiales; Mollisiaceae. The record is from RefSeq and is a predicted model, not a curated record. The coding region runs from base 1 to 783 and encodes 260 amino acids. Gene Ontology annotation, molecular function: 6-phosphogluconolactonase activity. Gene Ontology annotation, biological process: carbohydrate metabolic process; pentose-phosphate shunt.
AUGGCAAGACAACCCAACCUCUUCGCCUUCCCCACCGUCGACGCCCUCGCGACCACCCUCCGCACCUACAUAAUCCAAUGCCAAACCGCCGGCCUCCACCGCCACGACUCCUUCAAGGUCGCCGUCUCCGGCGGCUCCCUCCCCAAGACCCUCGCCCAAGCCUUACUCGCCAAACCCACCGGCCCCGACGACGAAGUCAAGUUCUCGAAAUGGGAGAUCUUCUUCGCGGACGAGCGAGCCGUGCCCCUCGACCACGAAGACUCGAACUACGGCCUCCUCAAGAACGAGCUGCUGGACAAGAUUCCGCAGGAGCUGGGCGCGCCGGUGGUGCACCCGAUCGAUGUGGCGCAUCUGAACGAUGUGCAAGAAUUAGCGGAUCAGUACGAGCAAUUGCUCGUCAAGAGCUUUGCGAGCAGAGAUAGCGUCAAGCUUCCGAUCUUCGACCUGUUGCUGUUAGGCUGUGGACCGGAUGGACAUACGUGCAGUUUAUUUCCCGGACACGCGUUGUUGAGGGAGACGGAUGCGUGGGUUGCGCCUAUCGAGGACUCGCCGAAGCCGCCGCCGAAGAGAAUCACGCUCAGCUUGCCGGUCGUUACACAUGGGGUCAAGAUCGCAUUUGUAGCGACGGGCGGCGGAAAGAAGGAGAUCAUGAAGAAGAUUUUCGAGGAGGGGAAUGGGUUGCCGUGUGCGUUGGUCAAUGAGGGUGCUGGGGAGAGGUGCAGUUGGUUCACGGACUACCCUGCGGUGGAUGGAGUUAGUUUUCCUAGGAGAGGGAGCCUCUAA